Molecule: messenger RNA, 732 nt
Organism: Plasmodium adleri (nom. inval.)
Lineage: Eukaryota; Apicomplexa; Aconoidasida; Haemosporida; Plasmodiidae
Exons: 1
Coding region: 1-732 (243 amino acids)
Source: RefSeq, a predicted model, not a curated record
AUGAAAUUUGAAUUAUUAAAAAUUCAUAACCAACAACCAUCUCAAACUAUUAUAUUAUAUCCAAAUGAAAACUCAUACUUAAUAAAACCUAUACAAACUAUUAAACAUAUAGAAAUAUAUAUGAGAGAAAAAAAAAAAAAGACGAUGUCUAUUUAUUUGGAUACUAAUGGUAGUAGUAGUAGUAGUAGUAAAGAGGAUGAUGAUGAUGAUGAUUAUCAUCAUCAUGUUUUAAAAAUAAAGAAAAGAAUUAUAAAACAUAUAAUAAUAUAUAUGAGAAAAAAAGACAUAUGUGUCCAUAAAAAAAAGAAAGAUGGAAUGAUAGAAAAAGAAAUCAAAAAGAAAAAUAUGUUAUCAUAUUUAUCAGAUGAUAAAAAUGAUGAAGAAGAUGAACUUACAAAAUAUUUAAUGAAUUAUAUGGAAAUAAAUGAUACCAAAAAAAUGACAAAUACAAAUAAUAGAAUGAUACAUUUUUUUAUAAAUAUAAGAAAUAAAUAUUUAGAAAAUAAAAAAAAAUAUGGAAUAUAUAAAAGAGUAGUACGUAUGAUAAUAAUUCUUAUUAUUUCAUUAGUUCCGAUUAUUUUUAAUGGAUGUAUGUGUGUUUCCUUAGGAGUUACAAUAUUAUAUUAUGCACUAUUAAUAAUAUUUUAUAUAUUAUUUGAUAGAUAUUUGAAAAAAUAUAUUUUAAAUGUAAUCAACACAAGAGUUCAAAUGAACUCCGAACGGUCCUUAUAA